CGUAAGAAACCUCCACCGUACGAUCAGUCAUUCAUAACUAUUUCUUAAAAAUCACAUGAUUGACUGUAGCACAACACAAAUGGUGUUUAAUGUUGCAUUAAUUGGAGCGGCGUUUCCCUGUUCUGUGUAAAAGUGAAAGAGAAGGUCAUUUCCACUCAGUUGACAGUCAUAUGCUGAUUCGGUGAAGACUGGAUGGAUUUUCAGUGAGGAAGUUAUACAUGGCGGUAAAGAUAACCUUUACCAAGUUCGACUUUGCAUUGACCCUGGCUGGUUUCUUGCUGUACUUUGCAGACAUUGGGACCGACCUUUGGGUUGCUGCGGUGUAUUUUAACGACAAUGAAUUUACCUGGUUCGCUCUGGUUCUGGCGGCGAUAUCGCUUUCCGCGCUGGUGCUUCAGAGCUUCAGCUGGAGUUGGUAUCAAGAUGACAGGAAAAUUCAGCAGCAACAGAACAGUUCCGAAACACAACACUCCCACUAUCAAAGCCGGAGCAGCACCUGUCCCUGGCUGUGUGUACUCCAUAUCUUUCAGCUGGGGUUGCCAGUAAGGUUCUGCAAAGCACUUCGGCUUGGAUACAAAGCAGCAUUUAAACAAGGAGACACUGAUUCUGCCAUCUAUGCACUAGCCGACUUGAGCAUGUUACGAUUAUUUGAGGCAUUUUUGGAAGGUGCACCUCAACUUGUUCUUCAGACCUUCAUUCUUCUGCAGUCCAAAGACAGUAAUUUUAUUCAGUAUGGAUCUGUGAUUGCAUCGUUUACGAGCAUUUCAUGGGCGACUGUGGAUUACUACGCGGCACUGAAAAGAUCUUUGCCCAAUCCAAAUUUAACUUGCGGAUUCCCCGUUGUGUUUUACUUUCUUUAUAAGCUGUUGACAAUUAGUGCCACAAUUUUGAGCAUAACUCUACUGGUUAGUCUACACAUCUUAGCUGUUGUUGCUUACCUACUAAUUCUGUGGUCAAUCAUGAUGGUCCAUGUCGUGAGGCAGGAGACUACAUUUUGUAAUUCCAAAUGUCAAGAAAUUAUUUAUAGAAUAGUCGUUGGUAUCAUCCUAAUUUUCACCUUUUUCAAUGUAAAAGGUCAGGAAAUAAGACUGACUUUGACUCUGUAUUAUAUAUUUAAAGUCUUUGCAACUACUUUCAUAAUAAGUUUAUGUUGGAUACUGAAGGGUUCUUCAGUUGACAAAGGCUACGAUUUAUCAAUUAGCAUGAGUAUAAUGCUAUCAUUAACUAUUGGGAUUGUUUGUGCUGUGAUAUACUAUAGAUGUUUUCACCCUCAAGUUUAUUCAACGGCUGCAACUGAUGAAGAAUCUAAUAAUUCUCACACCACUUUACAAUUACCUGCAACUCCAGAUGAAGUUGAUGGAUUCCAGCCUGAAAAUUCAACAGCUACACUUAACAAUGUGAGCGAAAAUAGGGAUGUAAUUCACUCAUCAGUCCCUCAAUCCUCAAAAGUAAACAGAAGAAUCACAAAUUGUUUAAGAGAAUAAUUAAAUGAGGAUUGGUCAUAGUCUGAAUUAACACUUUCCAUGGGUGGGGCGUAUUAUAAUGUGGGACUUGAAAGGAUCCUUUUUUAAAUGCAGAUUCCAAAAGUGGUUAUUGUUCACAGUUGGGAAGCUAUGUUUUUACAGCUAAUCAAUGAAUUGUUAAAAUGAAGCUUUGCUUGUGAUUUAAGUAAUAUAUUAAGAUGGUUUGUGCCAAAACUCAGAAGUAAAUUUACUCGGUAGCGCUGACUGAUGAUCCUCCCCUCUCAAGCAAUACAACAACAACUUAAAAUAACCACUCAUCUAAUCUCACUGGAUCUUUUGUUAAGUAAAAUAGGAGCAUUAGCCUGAGUAACCAGCAGCACAUUUGAGAAAGUUAAGUGCUUGAGUGCAAAGUGCUUGGAGACGUGACAAGGAUCUAAGCUCACAUUUCUCACAAGUGAAUACAAUACUAUUUGCCGUAAUUUAUGUAAUUGUUUAUGCAUGUCCUUGGGUGUCUCAAUCAAUAAUACCUAACAGUCAUAUCUAAAAUAUAGGUAUGUAUUUAUGAGCUAAAACAGAUAGGUUGCAGCUAACUAGAAAGACGAGGUCCAUAUGUUCAGUAAAUGCUAAUGAUGCAAUAUACAAAUGUUUGAGCAAUAUUGGUAUUGGGUCAAUUGCCCAUUAGUCGCUUCAGAAAACAAACACCCUGACAAAAUGAAUUCGAUGAUUUCAUAUUCAUGUGCAGCUUUCAGUUUACAAUCAAACCUUAAGCAAGUAAUAAUUUAUCCAAUGCUAAAAAAGGUAUACCAGGUAUACAAAAAAAAUUUCAAGAAGUCUCAUGACAAGCAAGGAGUUGAGACAUUUAGCUAUAUUAUUCAAGGAAAGAGAUCACCAAAAUUCAUAAUAUCUGCUCAGCAGAAAGCAAUAUCUGGGUUAAGCAAAUCCAAACAAUCUAUCAAUUUCCCAUCAACCAUGCAAUUAAAUAUUAACAGGAGCGAUUUUGAAGCUAGGUCACAAGUCACUUUUUAUUGCUUUGUUCACUUUGUAAUGAAACAUGUUCCAAGACAGAAACAGAAAUUGCUGGAUAUGGUCUGCAGGUUUGGCAGCAUCUGUGGAGAGAAAUCAGAGUUAACGUUUCAGGUCCAGUGACCCUUCUGCAGAACUGUGAUAAUAUGAUAAUUGAUAUGACAAACACAAUGGAGGAGAGAAGUUGCACAUAUAUAAUACCUUUGCUGUCCUUAGGAUGUCCUAAUGUGCUUCAUAGACAUAUUUAACUAUCAUUAUAAAUGAUAAUUACUUAACAUGCUGCAAACAGCAAUGAGAUAAAUGUUGAUUGGUCGAAAACACCCAGGAUAUCUCCCAAGGGAUCUUGUAGUGGUGUCCUUAUCCCUGCCUAUGGGGCCAGGAUUCCCAUUUCAAAUCCCAUGUACUCCAGUGCCCUGUAACAAUGUCACUGAACAGUUUGUCUGGAAAAUAUGUACAGGACAUCUAAACAUUGUCAUGAAGUCAUUGACAUCCACCAGAAACUGGUUUAACAUCACAUCCAAGGAUUGGCCCCACCCUGUGCUAACCUGGGAUGACAACCAAAUUGAUGCGCUCUGGAGUAAAACCGCAAACAUAAUCUGGGAUCAAAGGCAAGUUUGUUUCCAGUGAGCUGCAACUGAUAUCUAAGCAACUAGUGACCAGUCAAAUCAAACCCAGGCAAGGUAAUGCCGAUUUAUAUUAAAUCCUUCUUCUCCCACAAUGAAACAUUCGCAUCCUGAAGCCCGUGACACUGUUUCACUUGUACUAUGGGUUUUCAAACAGGAGUUCCUGACAUCUCCUGAUUGCUAUAUUUUCAGUAUUUAUUCUUGCCA
Stegostoma tigrinum is the source of this 3316-nucleotide messenger RNA. RefSeq names its product XK, Kell blood group complex subunit-related family, member 9 (gene xkr9). Gene Ontology annotation, cellular component: plasma membrane. Lineage: Eukaryota; Metazoa; Chordata; Chondrichthyes; Orectolobiformes; Stegostomatidae. The record is from RefSeq and is a predicted model, not a curated record. Gene Ontology annotation, biological process: phosphatidylserine exposure on apoptotic cell surface; engulfment of apoptotic cell; apoptotic process involved in development. Bases 219 to 1484 code for a protein of 421 amino acids. The transcript is spliced from 3 exons.